CAAGGCAACGCAACCCGUAUACACAGACAUAGAUGAGAUUACAGUUGAUAGAUAGAUAGAAAGAAAGAAAGAUAAGUAGAUAUAUAAAACUUCACUGCAACACGUCCAUCACAGUGUGUAAAGAUGCCAUCAGGUGAGGCGAAGAGUGACAUGGAGCGUCUGGGGGUCUUUAAGGAGAUGAGCUACAUCUCUGUAGGAGACAAAUACACAUCACCCAGCAACCGUCCAUUCAAUGAAUCAGCAUAUCGUAGCCGGCAGAUUCAGGCAGGCAUCGCUGGCCUGCAAAGUGGUUUUUUCGAAAAGUCCUACAAACGGAUUUUUGAGCGUGAAGCACUAAGUGACCCGCUGAGACUGGCCCGGCAGAACCGCAUCCAGCAGGCCAAGAAGAACCUGGGCAAGGCCUUUGUCCCCUAUAAUGGUGUCAAGAAGCCUUGUGGUUCAGGUAGUUACUAUGGGACUUUAUCAGGGCCAGUUGAAGCCAUGAGUCCUUUUACAGUUGUCCAGAAAGCCAAUCUCUCACCUGGACGCAACAUCAUCACCUCACCUCCCAAGAAAGGCAGUGGUUACAGCUAUCCCAACGUAACACUGUCCAGAUUUGAGCUGUAUGCCUCAGACCCCUACGACAGAGCAAAAGACGUACUGAAGAGGGAGGCAGCGAUCCAUCGCUCCAAGUUAAGAGGUGGUCCCUUCAAGCUCAACCUUCACCCAAGAGAUUAUUUCAAAGGGAAUCCAUACCACAGUAACAAGCCACUGCUGCCAGCACAGAAGCCCCUCCCACCUGCACAAAACAUUUCUCCUGUCCCCUUCAAGCCCCCGUCCCCUGGCAAACGGAUUGGAGGGAUAAAGGCGGGAACGUUUGACACUUAUCCGUCGCAUUCUGCUGAUCCCUUCAUCAUUCGCCGUUCCAAACAGACCAAUCAUGAGCCAAUCUUUCGCCCAGCUCCUGGUGCUAAGAGCACUCCUGUGAAGAGUAUCAUCACCAUGAACGUUAACAGGACCGUACACUCUGCAAACUACACCUCAAGCUUCCCAGCUGUGAUGACACUCUGACUACAUUACUCACACUGUACCAACACUAUACGUGUACUUAUUAUGUUUGUUUUACCAGCAGGGAACAUAAGAGUCCCACAGAUAUGGUUUUAUUCCAAAAUGAAGGCGAUGCAGCCAUUACCAUCUUCAGUGUUUUAAACCAUGAAUCUGUUUUUC
This is a messenger RNA of Pleuronectes platessa (European plaice), 1206 nucleotides long. It is a transcript of the gene cfap96, whose product is annotated as chromosome 8 C4orf47 homolog. Bases 124 to 1050 code for a protein of 308 amino acids. The transcript has 8 exons. The record is from RefSeq and is a predicted model, not a curated record. Gene Ontology annotation, cellular component: centrosome. Lineage: Eukaryota; Metazoa; Chordata; Actinopteri; Pleuronectiformes; Pleuronectidae.